Messenger RNA from Eupeodes corollae, 1770 nucleotides. RefSeq lists its product as uncharacterized. Bases 1 to 1770 code for a protein of 589 amino acids. The record is from RefSeq and is a predicted model, not a curated record. Lineage: Eukaryota; Metazoa; Arthropoda; Insecta; Diptera; Syrphidae. The transcript has a single exon.
AUGAUUUCUCUUAAAGUUGUGACGUUAUUCUUUGUCUUGUCCGGGAGUUUUGGAUCUGAAAAAUAUCAAUUAAACUCUCUGAUUGAAAGGAUUUACAGUGAAAGUAAUUCGGCAGCACUGUUAUUUAUACAAAUGGACAAUAAACUUUUGAGUGAUUUUUUUAGCAUGAAUUUUGAAAUGCAAGUGUCAAUUUUCAAUAGCUACGCCAACGCCACAACGGACUAUUUAAAAAGCUUCGAUUUCAAUAAAAUCCUAGUUGUACAGACUCCGAAGAAGAACUAUCAAUUCUUAACUGACAAAGUUAUUCCGAAACUAAGCCGUCGACAGUUUGUCAUAAUUGCAUCAUCGAAUAUGGAUCAUCUAAGGGAAUCAUUUGUGUACUUUUUGGAAAAGAAAUUCACUCAAAUCUACGGUACCGUAAAUGACACUUCAUAUGGUUAUCUUCCUUUUGCUGCUAAACGAGUUCAGGAGUUUUCAGAAAAGACUAAACUUUUUGAUGCAUACCAAAAUUUAAAUGGCUACCCGGUUCCCAUUACAAUCGAACAAGAUAUUCCAAGAGUUUUCAACUAUCCCAGCAAAAGAUUACCGUAUGUUAGAAUAGGAGGGUUUUUUGGCAAUAUAUUCAAAUUCUUUUUGAUCACCUACAACGGGACAUAUAAUAAUAUUCAAAUUGAAAACUGCACUGACCAAUGCAUAAAUAGUAUCGAUGCAACUCUUGACAAUCGAGUCGACAUAAGUACAAAUGUAUAUUCGAUGGGCUCAAUUCCAGAGCUAGAUAACAGCUACCCUGUGAGGAAUACAUUCAAGACGGUAUUGGUUCCGAUAAUUGACCAUUUGGACACGAAUCAGUACUUUUUGAGACCAUUUUCGUACAUAGCGUGGAUAUGCAUAGGUUUGACCCUUGUCUACUUGGUCCUCAUGGAUUACAUUAUAACCAGCUAUCUAAUGAAGGGGGCGGAUAUUUGGCAGAGUUUCAAAUUAAUAUUUCUUAUGAUGAUGGGUUUACCGGCGGGACGGCAAUUAACACAGAACUACCGAUUUUACAUCCAAGUCAUAUUAGUUGCUUUCAUUCUCGAUAACAUCUAUAUCAAUUAUGUGACGUCAUUUUUGACAGUUUUCAUUAAAAUCAAUCAGUUUGACACUAAAGAAGACUUCUACGCACACAAUGUUCGAAUAAUGUUACCUUUUUCGGAAUUUAAUCGAACCGCCUACACUGGAAUGUAUCCGGAGAAUUUCGAAGAGCUCUUCAAACCUGUGUCACUCGAAGAAUAUUUGACAAAACGUAAUGCAAUGAAUGACACUAGAAAUGCCUAUUUGACAGAUUCUGAUGUAGCUGAAUUCUUAAUAGAGUUGCAGUCAUUAUUUACGAAGCCACUGUUUCGAAUAAUAAGAAGACCUUUAAAUGGCGCACAAUUAUGUUUUGUUUUGCCAAAACAUUCCCCAUUUAAGGCAGUAUUAAAUCGGUACAUACUUAAUCUUCAGCAAACGGGACUGAUCCAGAAAUGGGAUCGUAAUGUUCUUUAUGAAAGUUUAAAGGCAAAAUUCAAGGGAAUUGCAAAUCGCAGGACCUAUGAACCACCAUUGAAUACACCAUUAUCAUUGGAUCACUUGGAGUUUGCUUGGAAUAUUUUAAUAGUUGGCAUAUCGUUGGCCCUGUUGGCAUUUGUUGGAGAAAGAUAUGGGAAAACUUGGAAGAAUCGAUUAUCCUUUUGGAAAUAUUCGUUGGGAUUCAAAACUAAAGUUUCAAUUCAUAAAAAUCGAAUGUUGUGA